Messenger RNA from Acanthosepion pharaonis, 1632 nucleotides. NCBI's taxonomy places the organism in Eukaryota, Metazoa, Mollusca, Cephalopoda, Sepiida, Sepiidae. The record is from the annotation of a GenBank genome assembly.
AUGCAAGGAGACUACGUUCAUUGCUUUUCUCUCCCUGUGUCAAUAAUCCCUUUAAUAGAAUUCAAAUUUCUUCUUUAUUUUCUCACUUUCUUUAUAGCUUUCAUUCUUUCUUUCCUUCUAUCUUUCUUUCACUCUUUUUCUCUUUCUUUCUUUAUCUCUUUUUUCUUUCUUCCUUUUUUUCUUUAUGUUUCCCUUUCUUUCGCUUUUUUUCUCUUUCUUUCUUUCUUUCUUUCUUUGUUUUUCUCUCUUAUUUCUUUCUUUCUCUUAUUUUUCUAUUUAUCUCUUUCACUAUUUCUCUCUUUCUCUCUUUCUUUCCCUUAUUCUUUCUUUAUUUGUUUCUUUCUCUCUUUCUUUCUUUCUUUCUUUUUCUCACUUAUUUCUUUUUUCUUUCUUUCUCUCUUUCCCUAUUUAUUUAUCUCUUUCUCUAUUUCUUUCUUUACUUAUUUAUUUCUUUCUUUCUCACUUUCUUUCUCUCCCUCUUUUAUCUUUCUUUCUCUUUCCUUCUUUCUUCCUUUCUUUCUUUUCAUUUAUUUCCCUCCAUUUCUCUAUUUCUUUCUCUCUCUUUUCUUUAUUUCUCGCUUUUUCUCCCUCUUUCUUUCUUUCUUUCUUUCUUUCUCUUUUUCUCUAUUUAUUUAUCUUUCUUUCUUUCUUUCUUUACUUAUUUCUUUCUUUCUCACUUUCUUUCUUUACUUAUUUCUUUCUUUCUCACUUUCUUUUUCUCCCUCUUUUAUCUUUCUUUCUUUCCCUCAUUCUUUCUUUCUUUCUUUUCAUUUUUUCUCUCUAUCUCUCUGUCUCUUUCUCUCUCUUUCUUUCUUUAUUUCUCUCUUUCUUUCUUUUUCAUUUAUUUCUCUCCAUCUCUCUAUCUCUUUCUCUCUCUUUCGUUCUUUAUUUCUCUCUUUCUUUCUUUCUUUUCAUUUAUUUCUCUCCAUCUCUCUACCUCUUUCUCCCCCUUUCUGUCUUUAUUUCUCUCUUUCUUUCUUUCUUUCUUUCUUUUCAUUUUUUCUCUCCAUCUCUCUAUCUCUUUCUCUCUCUUUAAUUCUUUCUUUCUUUCUUUCUUUCAUUCUUUCUUUCUUUCUUUUCAUUUAUUUCUCUCCAUCUCUCUAUCACUUUCUCUCUUUCUUUCUUUCUUUCUUUCUUUCUUUCUUUCUUUAUUUCUCUCUCUCUUUCUUUCUGUCUUUCUUUCUUUCUUUCUUUUCAUUCAUUUAUCUCCAUCUCUCUAUCACUUUCUCUCUCUUUCUUUCUUUAUUUCUCUCUUUCUCCCCCUCUUUUCUUUUUGUCUUUCUUUCUUUCUUUCUUUUCAUCACGGUAUAUUUCUCCCCCCCGUUCACUAUUCUACUUGUGUUUCGUCCUCUCUUUCACUCAAACACACUCCCCCCCACAGCACGAACUCUUUCACCUUCUCUAUCCUUUUAUUCUAUCUUUAAUUCUCUUACGCCGAUUCAGAAUGAAUUAUUUGCCUCUGUCUUUCAUUCUCUAUUCAUUUCUCCUGUUUUCGACCGACUGACUUUUCUCCGCCCCCCCCCAUUCCUCUAUGUGCUGAAAACUCUCCCACACUCCAACUCUCUCAAUCUACAUUUGUUCUUUAUUUCCAUUUUGCGCUUAUAUGUAAUCUGCCAAUAUUUAAGGAAGUGA